AUGGAAACCGUUCAAAAAAAAGACCUUGUCGCCACAGAGCCUCAGUCCAUCGUUGCUGUCAUCGGAGUUGGCUAUGUUGGUACACAUCUCGUUGAGGCAUUUGCACGACACUACAAUGUCAUUGCUUUCGAUCUCAGUGAAAGGAGACUGGCGGAGGUCUCAAAGCAGCUCACUGGUCUCCCGAUCCAAUUCACAUCUAACGCGAGGGAUAUCAGCGAGGCCAGCCAUGUCCUCAUAUCGGUACCAACCAUUCUCAAAGAUGACAAGAGCAUCGACACAGCAUACUUACGCAGUGCCAUUGCUACCGUGGAAAAGCAUGUCAGGCCUGGGUCUACUAUCGUAGUCGAGAGCUCCGUUGCUGUCGGCAUGACCCGCGAGCUGGUUGCGCCUCUCAUGGCGUCCAAGAACUUGAAGGUUGGCAUGUCGCCAGAGCGAGUCGACCCUGGUCGCACGUUCCCGGCGUUCGAAGACAUUCCCAAGAUUGUCUCCGGCAUGGACGCCGCAUCUCUCGACUCCAUCUCUACCCUCUAUGGCCGCGUCUUCCACAAGCUUCUUCCCGUCUCCUCGCCCGAAGUGGCAGAGAUGACCAAGCUGUACGAGAAUUGCCAACGCAUGGUUUGCGCAGCAUACGCCAACGAGAUGGCGGACGCCUGUGCUUCCAUUGGUAUCGAUGCGUUCGAAGUCAGCAAUGCAGCUGCUUCUAAGCCGUUUGGGUACCUUCCAUUCAAGCCUGGCCCUGGAAUUGGCGGCCACUGUAUUCCUGUCAACCCAUACUACCUACUGUCAAAUUGCUCGAUGCCUCUGCUUGAGCAUGCUACCACGAUGUCGUGGCAACGACCCGCCGACGUCGCCCACCGCUUCGUGCAAUCUUUGCUACAGGAACCAUACUCUCCACAUCAGCCCAUUGCGGAACCAAGCCAUCUCCGUCUUCUCGUUGUUGGAGUCGGGUUCAAGCGUGGCCAGAAAGUUAUGAGUAACUCCCCGGGAGCUGCAAUCAUCCGCACGUUGAAGAGCGAGUACAACUGCCACGUCGAGUUUGCGGACCCUUUGGUCGGAACGGAUCUCUACAAUGAUGUACCAAAGAUGAACACUGAAGCGAACUGGCACGUCGAAUACCUCAGCACAUUUGACGGUAUCAUCGUGUCUGUCAACCAGGAAGGCCUCAACAUGGACGUCCUGGCAGAAUUGCGAGAUGUCAAAGUGCACGAUUACACGGGCACACUCAGGAACAAUGUCAUCAUUUGGCGCAAACACGUUUAG
Messenger RNA from Paraphaeosphaeria sporulosa, 1260 nucleotides. Its product is annotated as nucleotide sugar dehydrogenase. Gene Ontology annotation, biological process: polysaccharide biosynthetic process. The record is from RefSeq and is a predicted model, not a curated record. Bases 1 to 1260 code for a protein of 419 amino acids. The transcript has 3 exons. Lineage: Eukaryota; Fungi; Ascomycota; Dothideomycetes; Pleosporales; Didymosphaeriaceae. Gene Ontology annotation, molecular function: oxidoreductase activity, acting on the CH-OH group of donors, NAD or NADP as acceptor; NAD binding; oxidoreductase activity, acting on the CH-CH group of donors, NAD or NADP as acceptor.